GUGGAGGUGCAAGAUCAAACAUAAGUGCGCGCGUGUGGUUCGUAUGUGUAUACAUGUGCCAUCCCCCGUGUCAACGGUAAGCGAGAGAGAAGAGGACUGGCGCCAACGGAAGCCGGAACCAAAAAAUGGAUGCGACGUCACGGCGACUCAUUUCCGGACUGCUUUUGUUCGCCUACACCACCUCGCACCUUAGUCAUGCUAAAAAGGGAUCCAACGACUACGGGAAGCGGAUCGGGACCUUCUCGAAAGAGGAUUCUGGUAACAACGGGAUUAAAGGCGACGUGUACGCCGUGGACGACUCGACCAUAUUCAUAAAAGGAUUCUACUACAAUGGUGUCGUUCCUACGUACUUCUGGGCCGGAAACGGCUCGGAGGUCCACCGGGGUUUCAUCGUCCCGUACCCGGAGGUGGAGAAGGGCAUCAAACCGCCGAUGCUCGAAGCGCACAACUACACGGACAUCAUACUGAAGCUGCCUGACGGGAAGCGGAUACGGGACAUCAACAUGCUCAGCAUUUGGAACGAUCGAUUCGCCAUACCCAUCAGCUACGUGAAAAUCCCGCCUGAUCUGAAGGUACCAAAGGCUAGAGUGCUGCCAGAGUUCUCGAGGCUGGCGCACGGUCUACGUAGCGGGAACAUCACCAUUCUAGAUAGCAAAACUUUCUACAUACCGAAUUUACACUACGACGGCGGCGGCCCGGACGUUUAUUUCUGGGUGGGGAACGGUUUGCAGCCCAACACAUUCGGCACCAAAGUGCCCAACGAGAGGAAAAGCUUGGCUCCGCUGAGAGGGUACCAAGGGGAGGACAUCGAGAUAGUAUUGCCAGGGAACAUGACCGUGUACGACAUCGAUUGGCUGUCGGUGUGGUGCGUCAAGUACGGGCAGAAUUUCGGCCACGUUUUCAUCCCGAAGGACCUCAGAGUACCGCCUGCCCUCGGUCAGACAAAAAUCACGCCGCCUUGGUGGUACGAUCCUACGAGCAGCACACCGACGCCGCCGCAGUUCCAGCACGAGCUGACCAACUGCAAGGAGCUGCUCAACGGUCGGGUGCAGGUGCAAUGGGAGCUGGUGGGCGAGGACGUGAAGAUAAAGGUGUCGGGGCGAAUCAGGGAGGAUCAGUACGUGGCGUUCGGUCUGUCGGGCAGCGAGGGGAAGCCCGAGAUGAUCGGCGGCGACGUGGUCGUAGUCGCGUACAACAACAACACGGGAAAGUUCAUCGCCGAGGACUACUACAUGUCCAAUUACGCGCAGUGCGAUGGAAACGAGGGCGUAUGUCCUGACGAGAGGGUCGGGGGCGAAAACGACGCCGUCCUGGUGCACGGAGAACGGAAGAACGGGGUGACGACAGUCACCUACAUGAGGCCUCUGAGAACCAACGAGCCGGUCAAAGACAAGAUGAUCCCGGAUUCAAAGACCAGCGUGAUCGCGGCGAUAGGAAGGCUGAACUCGAGAGGGGAAGCCAAUGCUCACGAGAGCUUCGACAAGACCACCGAGGACAUACGCAUCGAUUUCACGUCGAAGAACGUCCGGGAUUGUAAAAAUUCGCUGUACAAUCUGCCGGAUAUGCCUGACAUCAAGGCUUGGUCGCCGUUGGAGAUCACCAAUGAGACCACCUUCAGCGCGAGGAUCGGCCCUACUGGCGGUAACAGAGGCUACUCGAGGAUCACAGGUCUACCUUCAUGGGGCAUCGCGUGGUACAUCAACGAUCUGUUGAUCCCGGAGCUCACCGUCAAGAGGGGACAGACGUACACGUUCAUAGUGGAGGGCGGGAACGACUCCACCGAGACCUCGAGAUACCACCCGUUCUAUAUCACCGACAGUCCAAAGGGCGGAUUCUCUCAAAAGACUGAGGAGCAGCAGAUGGAGGAAAAGGUGUACGCCGGGGUGAAAUACAACUCGGACGGGUAUCCCUACCCGGAAUCAGCUGGACGUUCUUGCCAGUGGGUCCACAAGACUGUGGACAUGAGCGCGGAUAUGGAGACCUUCGAAGAUUUCUUUGAGACUCUUAGAUUAGAGUGCGACGAAGGUGAACCGGCCAAACUCAUCUGGACAGUGGCCGAGGACACCCCAGAUUUGGUGUACUACCAGUGUUACACGCACAAUAACAUGGGCUGGAAGAUACACGUUAUCAGCAGCGCGCACACAACCGUACCGAUCAUGUCAAUGGUCACAACGCUCGUCGUCGGUCUCUUAAAGCUCUCGAGAUGAAUCCCUCGAUCGUCUUGCG
Messenger RNA from Colletes gigas, 2226 nucleotides. RefSeq names its product protein Skeletor, isoforms B/C. The record is from RefSeq and is a predicted model, not a curated record. The coding region runs from base 126 to 2207 and encodes 693 amino acids. The transcript is spliced from 12 exons. NCBI's taxonomy places the organism in Eukaryota, Metazoa, Arthropoda, Insecta, Hymenoptera, Colletidae.